Molecule: messenger RNA, 3166 nt
Organism: Aegilops tauschii subsp. strangulata
Lineage: Eukaryota; Viridiplantae; Streptophyta; Magnoliopsida; Poales; Poaceae
Source: RefSeq, a predicted model, not a curated record
UUGCUGCGGCUGCUCUAAUAGCGCAGAAUGGCGAACGUCGCCGAGCACCGCGUAAACAUGCCGGCGUGUCCUGCCGCUGGCAAAGCCGUCUCGCCGCCUGAGAUGAGGCUGAAUCGCUUCGUUCGCUUCGUCACGCUGAUGGAGAGGCUUGGCAACGCGCUGGGCACGCUGGCCUUCACGUGGGCCACCGUCGUCCUGCUCGGCGGCUACCCCGCGGUGCUCUGUCCUGAUCACGAUUUUUGGUGUGCGGCAACUAUAGUUUUCCUAGAAGCCUUGAGGUACGUAUGCAACUCAUUGCUACUAAUGUUCAGCCGCAGCAACAGGAUGGAUUACCAAUUGUUCUUCCGCACGAGAGGUGCUUUCAGGUCUCUUGGAUGGAAUGGGCAUAUCUGGUUCAUAUGCUUCGUCAAUGGUGUUAUAUGGGCCAAUGAUGAAAUGGGAGUGAUAGCGACUUUGUCACUAGUGGGACUACUUGUGAUUGGUUCAAUUCUAUGUCCAGAAGCUGCAAUUCCACCCAUGUUACGCCGCACGAUCUCAUUAUGGAGCCCAAUGGUUGCAAUCCUACUGCUUUGUCCCUCGGUAUGGUCCUCCUAUAAAUUCAAAGAAGAAUAUUUCAUCUUUCAAAGACAUCGCUCAGUUGGCAUAGUGCACUUGAUACUGUUUGUGGUAGUGCUCCUACUCACAAUCAGCAGGCUGAGAUUCCCAAGCAUCAUCAAACUAGCAGACUGGGUUCUUGGCAGCAAAAUAGCAUUUUGGCAACCAGUUAUUCUGAACCUGUGCAUGUUUGCUGCGACAGUGAUGUCAGUGUUCAAUUUUAAUAGAAGUAUAUCUACGCUGGUCAUGUGGGACAUAAUUGUUCUAGUGGUAACUACAUUUGGUAACCUCCAAAUUCCGGCAGCAGUAUUCCGAAUUCGGUUGGCACUGUGGCGCCUUACAGAUAUGCAAAAAGAUUAUAAUGACCAGAAAACCAAUGAGGACAUGAAAAACCUUCUGUCAUCUCUCUACAUCUUUUAUGUGAUGGUGCUUGGCCAAGGGAUACUCUAUAUUGUUGCUGGCAUCUUUGAUAUCUUUUCAUUCAUCCUACGAAGAUCACUCAUCCGUCGUGCUGGAUUUGGAGGACCCUCGGGAGUGAAAUAUGUCAAUUUGUACUAUGCAUAUGCCUUUGAUAGAUGCAUGGAAGGUGCUAUGCUUGGACCAAAGAAGACCAGCCUCAUCAUAUUUGCAAUGGAUUCUUUAAAGUCAAACUCUCCCAAGAUGCAACUCUAUGGUCUUAAGAUGCUUCACAUCUUUCUAAAAAAGGAGCCCCUAAGGACUAUGGCCAUAUUAGAACUCACCACUUAUACACAGACAGUGGCCUGCUUGAUCCACAUGUUGGGCUGGACAAGUGAGGGGGCUACGGAUAUUCGAUCAUUCGCUGCGAAGAUCAUGGCCGAGCUCGCUGAAAAUCUCCGAGUUGUCCCUAUUCCUGGGGCGAUGCAGCUCAUAGCCUCACUUUUGGACACUGUUGAAGGACAUAGUAUAAAAAACCCUCUUUUGGACACUGGUAGCCCUGAGACAAAACAAGAUAGAAUGAUUCAGCAUGUUGGCAGGAACGAACUGACCUCCCCGGUGCUUAAGUGGUUGAAACAGAUGGCACUAUACUGUCUGAUUCCGAGAGAGGAGCCAACUAACAUGGAUGAACAAAACAGCCACAUAUUAAGAUGCUGGAGAAAGAUUGCAAAACAUUGGUCUGUUCCAGAGGAGGAGCCAUCAAUCGACCAGGAUCUCCUCCCUGUACAAGGCAUGUUGAUUCUUGAAAGGCUUGCUACCUUCGAUCUAGAGAACUGUGUAGAAAUCAGCAGAGCAACUGGCCUCAUCUCAAAGAUUGUAGAGUUCACAAGCAACAGGACUGACAUGAAAAAUAUUGAUGAGACACACGAGACACUGCUGAAACGUUCAUCACUGAAGCUGCUGGCAAGACUUGCAGGUACUAAAGGCAAAUUUGGUGUAACUUUGCGUCAGAAGAUUACAGAACAUCUCUUCCUUUGGAGCAACCUUGCAGAGAUCUUGGAUAACAGAGGGAGCAGCCAAGAACUUAGGGAGCUUACCGCAGAACUCGUUAGAAACUUUGCCAUGGAUGGAAAUGUAAAUAAUGAGAUCGGGCACAUCCCAAUUAUCAUUAGCAGGUUGAUGCAUGCAUUUCUCAGUGAAGGCGCAUCCUCAAGUGCAGAUUCAGAUCAGUUACUACGAAUGAACGCUGGGCAAGCACUAGCACUACUGGCAAUGGGGAGUGUCAAUAACUGUCUGGUUAUGUUAGCAGAAGCAGGGUCCGUCUUCAUCAAGGAACUCACAAUUAUGAUCCAUAGUGGCAGGUACAGGUACAUAGCUUCAAGCCUGUUGCAGAAUAUGUGUGUCCAUGCCCAACCUGAGAUUGGCAACUCGGACCUGAAGGAAAUCUCCUACAUUACGAGAGAGGUGCUGGAAGGAAUAAUGGAUGCAGAAGGGGCAGAAUUGGAGGUUCUUGUUGGCCUUAGUUCACAAAUAUGCAAUGCCAUUCCAGGAGAUUUUGCACAAGAACUAGAGCAUGGUCAGAUUAAGGAAAGAUUUAUAAAGAGGCUUGUUAAUGCACUUAACUCAAAUAUGAUACCCACCUCUCAUUCUCCUGGAAUCAGGAGGGUGAUAGUUGAACAUGUCAUAUACAUGAUGGAGUGUAAUCCUGGCAAUGCCAACUGUUUCAACAAAUACUGGAUGAUGGAAGCACUGCUAAUGGUGGAGCGUACAACUUCAAGGGCUGAAAAUUACAGGUUCUUCUCGGGUGAUACAGGACUCAUGGAGCAUAGCAUACCUCUAUCUGCACUUGUGGCUAGGGCAAAAGAACUGAUGGGACGUGGGUAGCUAUGAGGCAUCAGCGGUGUCGCCUGAACAUGUAUUUAGAUGGUAUUGUACUACUGGCCUAUAUUGGGACUAGCAGACUCAGUUUUCUCACCAUAGUAGCGAGCUACUCAUUGCAAUCCAAGGAGAUCCCAUGAAAUUAGAGUUGAUAUUAAGCUGUUGAUUUGUGUUGACAUGUCGACAUUGUACUGCCAUGAUGAUGGCACCUUAAAUAAUGGAUGUGUUAGUGUUGUAAGACCAUGGAUACAUGAAAGAUGAUGAAUCUGCUUUGCGAUUAAAAAUGAAACGUCUUGGU